GACGCCGUGACUGGGAACGCGCGGCGGAGGUUGGUGCCUUAGAGAAAAUGAAGGAACCAGAUGAUCAGGAUACUGAUGGGGGGAAAUCAGAGAGAUCAAAGAGUGAUGGAAGGCAGUCUCAUUCUUCUAGAUCUGCAUCAGAACCCGCUAUGAAAGAGGAUUACAAAUCUGUUGAAGAUACCACAGGCGAAACAUUUACUGAAGGGGAAGAGUCAUAUUUAGGGGAUGAUGAAUCCUAUGUGGAACAUUUGGAAGGAAGUUCAAGUUCAUCUCAAGAUGAUUAUGUGGAAAGCAUUGGAAACUCUCAGUACAUGGAAACUCCUGUCCCAGAUGCAGAAGAGGCAGAGGAGGAAGUUAAGAAGAAAAUAUCAGAAAGCUUCUUCUAUGAUUAUAUGGAGCUGGCUUCGAUGCCUUUUGUGACUCCGGAUUCAGACAUACCGCUGGAUCUUCUUACACUUGUACAUUCCUUUGGUUAUGACUGCAGAAAGCGGGCCAACCUACAACUUCUGGACAGCAAUAUGGUGUUGUACGUAGCUGGGAACCAGCUGAUCCUUCUGAAUUUGAAAACCAAGGAACAGACCUACCUGCGAAGUAGCAGUGGCAGGGGAAUUGGUGUCAUUGGGGUUCACCCCCAAAAAACUUACUUCACAGUAGCAGAGAAAGGAGUUUUCCCCAAGAUUAUCAUUUAUGAAUAUCCUUCUUUGAGGCCCUACAGAAUACUUCAAGAUGGGACUGAUCUGGCCUAUGCAUAUGUAGACUUUAACUGCGAUGGUACCUUGCUGGCCUCUGUUGGUGGCAGCCCUGACUACACACUGACAAUCUGGAAUUGGAAAGAAGAGCAGCCCCUACUGAGGACAAAAGCUUUUUCCCAGGAAGUGUUCAAGGUUACUUUCAAUCCUGAAGAUGACGAGCAGCUUACUACAUCGGGAUCCGGCCACAUCAAGUUCUGGGAAAUGGCUCUAACAUUCACUGGCCUCAAGCUUCAGGGUUCAUUGGGUCGAUUUGGCAAAACAGCCACUAAUGAUAUAGAAGGUUACAUGGAGCUCCCAGAUGGGAAGGUGCUCUCAGGAUCAGAAUGGGGCAACAUGCUGCUUUGGGAAGGUGGCCACAUCAAAGUCGAGCUGAGUCGAGCUGCAGGCAAGACUUGUCACCAGGGUCCCAUUAACCAGAUAAUGCUGGACGAGGGUGAAGUCAUCACCAUCGGGUCAGAUGGAUGUGUUAGGAUAUGGGAUUUUGAGACAAUAGACACUGCUGAUACUAUAGACGAGACUGGAUUGUUAGAGAUAGAGCCCAUUAAUGAACUUCAAGUAGACAAGAAUGUCAGACUCUUCUCUAUGAUAAAAAUGAAUGAAAUUGGAAAUAACUUUUGGUUGUCUCAGGAUUCCAAUGGAGCCAUAUGGAAGCUUGACCUUAGCUUUUCAAAUAUUACCCAAGAUCCAGAAUGCCUUUUCUCCUUCCAUUCUGGAGCCAUUGAAGCCUUGGCCGUCUCUCCUCUCACUUAUCUCAUGGCCACUACUGGCUUGGACUGCUCUGUUAGACUCUAUGAUUUUGCUAGCAAAACUCCUUUGGUUCAGAUGAAAUUCAAACAAGGAGGUACUGCCCUUGCUUGGGUACCACGACGGGUAAGCAACAGUGGAGCACAGAUUAUUGCAGGAUUUGAAGAUGGCGUUGUUCGAAUUCUUGAACUUUAUGAUCCAGAAGGGCUCACAAGUUUUGUGGGACGGAAGAGAGUUUCAGAUGCAGAUAUUUGUUUGAAACAGGUUUUCAAACCUCAUACUUCUCCUGUCACUGCUUUAGCUUAUGAUCGUGAUGGAGAAGUUCUAGCCACAGGGAGUAAAGAUCAAACUGUCUUCUUCUUUGAAGUGGAAAGGGGUUAUAAGCCAAUCGGUUAUAUUACUACUCCUGGACCUGUUUGCCAGUUAACCUGGUCUACAGCCUCUCAUCCUGAAAGUACUUUACUGAUUAUUUGUGAGAAUGACUAUGUUCUUGAAGCUCCAUUUCCAACUAUAAAGGAGGAAGAGGAGGACCAUGAUGUAGUUUCCUAUGAAAUCAAAGACAUGUGUAUAAAAUGUUUCCAUUUCUCAAGUAUCAAAUCUAAGAUUCUGAGAUUAAUAGAAAUUGCAAAGAGAAAGAAACAAAAGGAGUUGAAGGAGAAGGAAAAGGAAGAAAGGAGGAAAAGCCUAGAAGCAGAGAUGGGAGAAGAUGGAGAAAAGGAACUCCAGGAGGAAGAGGAGGAGGAGGAGGAGGAACCAUUACCCGAAAUCUUUAUUCCUUUAACCCCCUGUCACAUCCUCUGUGGAUUUUACUCUGGGCCAGGGAAGUUCUGGGUUUCUUUGGGUGGCUAUGAUUCUGGUUUUCUAUAUCACUGUGAGUUUCCCCCAUAUGACAAAAGCAGUGAUAUCACAGAAAAGAAAGAUGAACCUUUUGAUUUCCGUCUUCUUGAGGAUACAGAGGAUAAUCCCAUCACAGCUAUCACUUUCAGCAUUAACCAAGAAAUGAUGUUUUGUGGAAUGCAAAAUGGAGCAGUUCGAGUCUAUAUCCUAAAUAAGAAUGAUCCUUCAUUGACCAAUAUGGAGGACUACUGGCAUUUCAGCAUGCAUGACAAUAAUUAUGGAUGCAUUAAUGCCAUCUCCACUAGCUUUGAUGACCGUUUCUUGGUGACUGCUGGAGCAGACAGUAAUAUCUUUGUUUUCAACAUUUUUUCUGAAUUUGAGUUAAAGAAGGUCAUGAAAGCCAAGGUGCCAUCUCCCAGGGUUGGAAUAGAAACAGAGCCAACUCCAGAAGAUAUUGAAGAUCCUAAAGCCUACAGUAUUGAGAAUGCCAGAAGAAAAAGAGAACAUGACAAGUUAAUGAAAGAAGGGGAAGAAGUCAAGGCUGAGAAGAGAGAACGAAUCAAAGCUUUAAGGAAUCAAUUACAGGAACUACUACAGAUGAAUGAAGAAUUACCAAAACAUAUGCAGUUUAAACGGACAGAUUUUGAUCUAGAUUCCAAAAUUCGUGCUGAGAUUGACAGGAAAACAGCUAAUAAAAUUCAACGAGUGGAAAAGGAAUUAGCUUGGGAAAAAGAGAAACACCAACUUGGCCUAAGGAAGCUACAGAAUAGAUUUCGUGAUUCGUUGGAAAGCGAUACUAUUGUGGUUCAUGCCAUACAAAGUGAACACAAGCUAUCCUCCUAUAGGCUUGUGAAGUCCUCUAAAUACUCCAAAUCCAAACGGCCAAGUCAAUCAGAGAGAAGAGCGAGCAAAUUUGAGAGGUUUGAAAAAGAAGGAACUGGAAGAAAGGACAGUCAGAGAGAUACAGGUGGGAGUAUUAGUGUGCCAGAAGAAUCAAUCAUAGAAAAAGGGAAGAAAUUUCGGCCUAAAACCCUAAGUGAAAUUAUGGUGGAAAGUCAAAUUGAGAAAACAAGGAAACUUAUAUUAAAGGCUGAAAGGGCCCAAAUGAAAAUUCAGCAGCGAAAAAAAGAAUGGGAGGAAAUGUACAACAGUAAACCUGGUGAUGACUAUGAAGAUCCCAAAGAUGUUCAAGCCAUCAAAGAGGCCCAGUUGUAUAUGGGAGACUUCAAUUUGAAGACAGCCCCAGACUAUAAGAUACCUGAACACAUGAGAGUAAAUGCUGCCAAGAAGGAAGAGGAACUGGGACACCUCGACUCUAUGGCCUAUGCAAAGAAAAUGCACAUGAACAAGUGCAUUGUCUCUCUUCGAGACCUUAAAGUGGCUGUCAUCGAGGAAAUACAGUGCCUGGUGCAAGAACUGAAGAACAUUCAGUCGACUCUUCACGUAUCCAAGCACAUCCCCAUUCCCCAAAUCCCUCAGAUAUACCCAGAAGAAGUUCCAGAAAAGAGAUUUCAGUAUGAUGAGGAAACCCUCCUAGCUUUUAAGCGGCAGCAGAUGAAAAAUCAGGCUGAAACGGCCCCUCGAGUGGAAAAGGCAGCGUCUGCAGGCUCAGCUGGAAGCUUCCUCAGACUCUCUUCUGGAAAGGAUGGGGAUUUGACGACAAGUGAUUCAUUGUCUAGAUCAUCAAAAGCAACAGUAUUCAAUCUAGAUAUUCCAAAGUUCAUGGAAUUUGAAAGAACAGAUCCAACUGAAGUGGAGCUGGAGAUUAUGAAGAGGGAUGAGAUUAAACACUUGUACAUGCAACAGUAUUUGAUCAACAGGAUCAAAGAACUGAUUGUCACUUUUGAUGCAGAACUCCGUCUCCUGAGACAUCGGAAACUGAAACUAGAUACUCAGAUGAAAUUAUCUGACCUGCACCAUGUCACAUUAUUUCAAGAAAUGCUUCUCCUGAAGAAUUUUGAGAAACAGGAGAACAUACUUCAAGAGCGUGUUAAUUCAUUAGACAAAGAGGAACAGGACAUGCAAUGGAAAAUAAAUGAAACUCUUAAAGAGAUGGAAGAGAAAAAGAAUGAAGUCGCCAAGAUCCAGGACCAAGAAAAGGCACUCUAUGCUGGUUUCCAAGCAGCCCUUGGAGAAAACAAUAAAUUUGCUAACUUUCUCAUGAAGGUACUAAAGAAGAGGAUUAAGCGGGUGAAGAAAAAGAAGGUUGAAGGAGAUGGUGAUGAAGAUGAAGAAAGUGAUGAAUCAAGUGAAGAAGAAUCCAGCUUGGAGAGUGAUGAGGAUGAGUCUGGAUCUGAAGAUGAGGUUUUUGAUGAUUCUAUCUGCCCAACAAAUUGUGAUAAGGGUCUCUUUGAACUGGCCCUUCAACUUCGAGAGAAAAGGCUGGACAUUGAAGAGGCCUUAGUUGAAGAAAAGAAAGUGAUCGAUAACCUCAGAAAGGAAUAUGAUACAUUGUCCAAAAAAGUCAAGAUUGUGGCAACUAAUCUGAACAUGGCCGAGGAGGCCCUGGAGGCUUAUCAGCGUGAGAAGCAGCAGCGGUUGAAUGAGCUGCUGGUUGUGAUUCCUCUCAAGCUCCACCAGAUAGAGUAUGUGGUAUUCGGAGAAAUACCUAGUGAUCUUUCUGGAACUUUGGUCUUUUCGAACCACUCCUUGGGACGACUGCAAGAACGAAUUGUCCAGCUCCACGAGGAAAAUUCCCAGCAGCAAAAACUUAACAAAGAUUGCCGGGAACGGCGUAAACAGCUCAUCCGAGAAAAGAGAGAGAUGGCCAAAACUAUACAGAAAAUGGAAGAAACAGUCAAUCAACUAAUGGUCAGCAAGUUUGGCCGUGUGGUCAACCUAGAAGCCCUUCAGACACUUUCUGUGAAUACAACACUUGAAGAACUAAAGAUCAAGAAACUUCGAAAGGAGCUAUCAAACGCAAAGGAAAUGAAGAUGUGGGAGGAAAAGAUUGCUCAAAUGCGACGGGAAUUGAUGAUGAAGACAAAAGAACACACCAAAAAACUUCAUCAGAUGAAUGAUUUAUGUACUGAAAAGAAGCAACUUGAUUCUCAGUUGAAUAUUCUACAGAACCAACAGGGCAAUGCCUUCCAGGGCCCCCGGAAAGCAGAUAUUGUGGCAAGAGAGAAGGUCACUGAAUUGAUCCAAGUCCAGGCCGAAAGGAUUAUGGCCUUAAAGGAAGAGGUUGCUCUUUUGCGUAAGAAAGGUGGCCUUGUUCUCCCCCCCAUUCACUUUCCACAAGAGAAUGAAUGAAGCCCGUGGGCCUUAAGUUUGCUUUUUUCUCAAAUCCAGCCAAGAUUUCUGACACUUAAUUCAACAGAUGUUCUGUUUCCUUGUCGCCUGCAACAAUCCUACUGUUUUAAAGUGAACUUAUCUGAAAGUCUAAAACCACAUCCAGUCAUGUAGU
Messenger RNA from Globicephala melas (long-finned pilot whale), 5739 nucleotides. RefSeq names its product cilia and flagella associated protein 44 (gene CFAP44). The record is from RefSeq and is a predicted model, not a curated record. NCBI's taxonomy places the organism in Eukaryota, Metazoa, Chordata, Mammalia, Artiodactyla, Delphinidae. Gene Ontology annotation, molecular function: protein binding.